This is a messenger RNA of Linum tenue, 444 nucleotides long. Lineage: Eukaryota; Viridiplantae; Streptophyta; Magnoliopsida; Malpighiales; Linaceae. The record is from the annotation of a GenBank genome assembly.
AUGCCUCUCCUUCGACCUCCUGGCAAAUCCUACAGCAGGAUCUAUCUGAAGAGUUGUAUUCUGAUAAUUCCUAACAAGGUCUACGUUCUUCUAACCUUCCCUUUGCCUUCUGAGUUGCGAAAUUUUUUGAAUUCCCGGCUUGCUUGCUCAUACGUUCGCCAGGAAGAAAGGGAAGGAGAAGGGACCCCGUUUAGCGGAGGGAUGGCGGAGGGGGAAGCUGGGCCGAGAGAGCGAUUCUUGCUCAGCCCAUCUCUAGUCAUUGGGCCAGCAGAACUUGGCCCAAGUACGAUUACCGAUACAGGUGCUCGGUUGGUUCGUACGAUCCGAUCGGAACGGUUCGAGCCGAUGAAGAACACAGCGGUCAGCUCCGGCGUCAGCGUCCCAAUCCGACACGUAACCUCUACGCAAUUUUUUGAAACUGCUCUAUCGCUCUCUUCCUACUGA